AUCAUUUACUCAUGUCUCUGUAAAAGUAAUCCCAUCACAUGCAUUUGAAGGACUUAGAGAUGCCUUCAUCAUUGAAAUCUCCCAGAGUGACUCCCUGGAGAGAAUAGAAGCGAGCGCAUUCGACAGCCUUCCCACUUUGUCUGAAAUAUUAAUCCUGAACAUGAAAAAUCUGUUGCACAUCGAGGAUGGAGCAUUCAGAAACCUUCCAAGGCUAAAAUACUUGAGCAUCUGUAACACUGGAAUAAGACAAUUUCCAGACCUGACACAGAUCUUCUCGUUAGAAGCUCAUUUUAUUUUGGAGCUCUGUGAUAACUUGCGUAUGACAACUAUCCCGCAGAAUGCUUUCCAGGGGAUGAGCAAUGAAUCGCUGACACUUAAAUUGUACAAAAAUGGACUUGAAGAUAUCCACAGCCAUGCCUUCAAUGGGACAAAGCUGAAUCAAUUAAUCCUCAAGGACAAUAAGAACCUCAGGCGGAUACACAACAACGCCCUGAGAGGGGCCACAGGGCCAGAUGUCCUGGAUAUUUCUUCAACGGCGCUGGAGUCCCUGCCCAGCUACGGGCUUGAGGCCAUUCAAGUCUUAAAUGCAACAUCAUCUUACUCAUUAAAGAGACUGCCACCACUGGAUAAAUUCAGCAGCCUUGUGGAAGCUGUUCUAACGUAUCCCAGCCACUGCUGUGCUUUUCGAAAUCUAAGGACAGAAAAACAGAAUUCUUUGCUUUCCAGUUUUGACAAGUUCUCCAAAGAGUGUGAAAGCACCAUGAGGAAACCAACUAAUGAAAUGUUUUACUCAGCCAUUUUCAAUGACGGCGAAAUGACCGGCUUCGACUUUGAGUAUGACUUUUGUCAGCCGAAAAUACUCACGUGCACUCCAGAACCAGAUGCAUUUAAUCCCUGUGAAGACAUCCUGGGAUACAGCUUUCUCCGAGUCCUGAUCUGGUUCAUAAACAUCCUUGCCAUUGCUGGCAAUUUCACUGUACUCCUCGUUCUCAUCACCAGCCAUUACAAGCUCACUGUUCCUCGCUUCCUCAUGUGCAACCUGUCCUUUGCUGAUUUUUGCAUGGGGCUUUAUCUGCUGCUCAUUGCCUCUGUUGAUGCCCAGACCAGCGGUCAGUACUACAACCACGCCAUAGACUGGCAAACGGGCAGGGGCUGUAGCGCUGCCGGCUUCUUCACAGUGUUUGCGAGCGAGCUCUCGGUGUACACGCUGACAGUGAUCACUAUAGAGAGGUGGCACACCAUCACCUACGCCAUGCAGCUGGACCGAAAGCUACGGCUGAGGCACGCUGUGCCCAUCAUGCUCGGCGGCUGGAUAUUCUCCAUUUUAAUAGCAGUGCUGCCCCUCUUAGGGAUCAGCAGUUACAUGAAGGUCAGCAUUUGUUUACCCAUGGAUAUUGAAACGGGUCUUUCCCAGGCUUACAUACUGCUCAUCUUAGUGCUAAAUGUCGUCGCCUUCAUUGUCAUUUGUGCUUGCUACAUUAAGAUUUACAUAGCUGUUCAGAAUCCAGAGCUGGUAGCUGCCAAUAAAGAUACCAAGGUCGCCAAGAGAAUGGCAAUACUGAUCUUCACAGAUUUUACCUGCAUGGCCCCCAUCUCCUUUUUUGCCAUAUCCGCUGCCUUUAAGGUACCUCUCAUCACAGUGACAAAUUCCAAGAUCUUGCUGGUUCUAUUUUACCCUGUCAACUCCUGUGCAAACCCAUUUCUCUACGCAAUUUUCACCAAAGCAUUUCGAAGGGAUUUCUUUCUACUGAUGAGCAAGCUUGGUUGCUGUAAGAGCCGAGCAGAGCUUUACAGAAUGAAUUACUUCUCUGCUUAUACCUCCAAAUGCCAGAACGGCGGCUCAGCCACAGCCCCCAGCAAAGCCUAACAAGCACUGCUGCUCUUGUCGACAUUAGAGAAGCCGUAUCCUGCAGCAGGGGAGAAGAUGCCUUACAAUAAAAAUUAA
This is a messenger RNA of Nestor notabilis (Kea), 1945 nucleotides long. RefSeq names its product luteinizing hormone/choriogonadotropin receptor (gene LHCGR). The annotation marks the transcript as partial. Gene Ontology annotation, biological process: male gonad development; ovarian follicle development; ovulation cycle process. The transcript is spliced from 10 exons. The record is from RefSeq and is a predicted model, not a curated record. NCBI's taxonomy places the organism in Eukaryota, Metazoa, Chordata, Aves, Psittaciformes, Psittacidae. Gene Ontology annotation, molecular function: luteinizing hormone receptor activity. Gene Ontology annotation, cellular component: membrane.